AUGGAGUAUAACCCAUCAUCCCCCCAAUCGUUUGCCGCCUCUUAUGUCUCCAACCCCCGCUUCCAUCGCUCCUUCACCAUCGAGCCAACUUCUACCCAUGGCCCUCUCAAUGUGACUUACGGCGAGUACGGCCGCGAACCUAAUGAGAAUGGAACUACCCCGACACUCCUCCUUUUGCCGGGCAUGUUUUCAUCCCGGUACAUCGGAAUAUGUCUACACACGAUUGCCGAGAAAUGGGGCGUGCGCGUUUUAGUUGUUGAUCGUCCCGGAAUGGGAAAUUCCACUGAUGUGCCGUUAGCGCAGCGAGUCUCCACUUGGAUCGAGACUAUCCCACGGCUUUUAGCCCAUGUAGGCAUCCAGCAUGUUUCGUUGGCGUCGCAUAGUUCUGGUACUAUGUAUCUAUUUAACACCUUAUAUCACUGUCGGGAUAUUCUGUAUCCUGAGAAACCGAUGGUUACUCUGAUAGCGCCAUGGGUCGAUCCCGCCAAAUCAGGAACUACCUCCAUGAAAAUGGCCCAAUAUAUCCCCACUCCAGCCUUCAAGCUCUGGCAUCAUAUCCCACGUCUCUUUCUCGCCAAUGAUGGGUCUGCAACAGCGACGAGUGGAACGAUGAUUGACAAACUCACUGCUUCCUUUCCCUCAAAGAGCGGUGAUGACCAGGCAAAGAAUCGUCUCUACAUCGCGCAGAACUAUGGAUUAGACCUAGACCAGCAGAAGGAGAUAGACUCUUCCAUGAUGCAGUGUAUGUUCAAAGAGGACACAGUUGGCUCUAAUAGCGAGGCGCUCCAUUGUCUACGGAAGGAGCCUAACACUUGGGGCAAAUGUGAAGAUUACGAGGUCUUUGUGCGCGAGUUGGUCGAGCGUGAAAGAGGACGAGCUGGAGUGCCGUUGAAAGUUCAGGCAUUGUUCGCUGAGUCUGAUAGUAUGAUUGGCAAGAAGGGUCAAGCUUAUGUUGAGAGAUGUUGGCAUCAAGUGAAUGAUGGGGACUCGAGGGGUGUGGUUGAGUUUGAUUCGAGGGUAGUGUCCGGCACUGACCAUGAUAGCUUGGUACCCUGCGCGGAAGUGUGGGAGAGCAUUUUCAAGAAAAUGCAAGCAGCGGAUGGCCAUAGUUCAAUAUAG
Messenger RNA from Penicillium verrucosum, 1119 nucleotides. RefSeq names its product alpha/beta fold hydrolase. The record is from RefSeq and is a predicted model, not a curated record. The transcript has 3 exons. The coding region runs from base 1 to 1119 and encodes 372 amino acids. NCBI's taxonomy places the organism in Eukaryota, Fungi, Ascomycota, Eurotiomycetes, Eurotiales, Aspergillaceae.